This is a messenger RNA of Manis pentadactyla (Chinese pangolin), 855 nucleotides long. RefSeq names its product glycoprotein hormones, alpha polypeptide (gene CGA). The coding region runs from base 238 to 600 and encodes 120 amino acids. NCBI's taxonomy places the organism in Eukaryota, Metazoa, Chordata, Mammalia, Pholidota, Manidae. Gene Ontology annotation, biological process: thyroid hormone generation; positive regulation of steroid biosynthetic process. The record is from RefSeq and is a predicted model, not a curated record. Gene Ontology annotation, molecular function: follicle-stimulating hormone activity. The transcript has 5 exons. Gene Ontology annotation, cellular component: follicle-stimulating hormone complex; extracellular region.
CAGGUGAGGACUUUAUCGGCUGUAGUUCCUGAGAAAUCACAAGACGAAGCUAAAAUUUUUCAGAUCCACAAUCAACUGCCCUGAACACAUCCUACAAAAGGUCCAGAGGGAGGUUACUUCACUUUCAGAAUUUCUUUAUCUGCCAAAAUGAGGGGCUGUUACAAGUCUUCAGCAUAUUUGUGUUCAAGGUGCCCAAAGAAUAUCUAGCUCACACAGGUGCUCAAUUAAUGGAGAGCCAUGGGUUAUUACAGAAAAUAUGCAGCUGUCAUUCUGGUUACAUUGUCUGUGUUUCUGCAUAUUCUCCAUUCCUUUCCUGAUGGGGAGUUUGCAAUGCAGGGUUGCCCAGAAUGCAAGCUAAAGGAAAACAAAUACUUCUCCAAGCUGGGUGCCCCAAUUUAUCAGUGCAUGGGCUGCUGCUUCUCUAGAGCGUAUCCUACCCCAGCCAGGUCCAAGAAGACAAUGUUGGUCCCAAAGAACAUCACCUCAGAAGCCACAUGCUGUGUGGCCAAAACGUUUACCAAGGCCACAGUAAUGGGAAAUGCCAAAGUGGAGAACCACACGGAGUGCCACUGCAGUACUUGUUAUUAUCACAAAUCUUAAAUAUUUCACAAAGCGCUGUGUCAAUGACUGCUGAUUUCCUGGAAUAGAAAAUUAAUUUGUUCAGUGUUUAUGGCCUCGUGAGACACAACCCUGCUUUUUCCCUACCAUACUACUUUUGACAUGCUUCAAGGGUACAUCGCAGCUUUAUUGCCUUUCCCUUUAUCCUCCAGUGUAAUCAGCAGUCUAGCUCUUUCAUUUGAAAUAAAAUACAGCAUUUAGCUGAUUCCACUGGCAAUAAAAUCUUUUAAAUCAUCA